Trichoderma harzianum CBS 226.95 is the source of this 1468-nucleotide messenger RNA. RefSeq lists its product as hypothetical. The transcript is spliced from 3 exons. NCBI's taxonomy places the organism in Eukaryota, Fungi, Ascomycota, Sordariomycetes, Hypocreales, Hypocreaceae. The record is from RefSeq and is a predicted model, not a curated record. Gene Ontology annotation, cellular component: cytoplasm; eukaryotic translation initiation factor 3 complex. Gene Ontology annotation, molecular function: RNA binding; translation initiation factor activity. The coding region runs from base 296 to 1189 and encodes 297 amino acids.
GCGGCUGCUGCGCCCAUGCACUUGGCACUCAGCUACCGGUUUGCUGGUUCCAUUAGCACUGCCGAUAAGAUACCCAUCACGUGAUUGAGCUCACAGCCACAGUGUGGCUGCUCCACCAGAAAUUGCAAACCGCACCAAAUGUUGAGAAAUUCGCUGGAUUGUUUCGACGGCAAACCCCACGCUCACAAUCAGUCCUUGUAGAAUCGCUCCAGCGACGCGGCACACGUCGACUACACCGCAGGACAGAUUGCUUUUUUGAAUCGACGAAUUUGGUGCUAUACAGCAGGCAGUAAUCAUGGCUACCACCGCGCCGCCCAAGGCCAAGCACGACUGGGCCGACGACGAUGACAUUGAGGAAGUCUCUUCUGACCUUCCGCCUCCCCAGACCAUCUCUAAUAAAGAUGGUACCAAGACCAUCAUCACAUUCCGAUACAACGAUCAGGGUCAGAAAGUAAAGACCACUCGUCGGAUCCGCUAUGUCACCCAAACCGAGACAGUCAACCCCCGCGUCGCCAACCGGAAAACGUGGGCCAAGUUCGGCUUGAGCGCCAAAGAUCCCGCGGGACCUGCCCCCGAUACCACCUCCGUCGGCGAGAACAUCAUCUUCCGACCCAGCGUCUCCUGGCGCAAGGAUGCCAAGGAGGAGGGCGCCGACGCGAACGCCCAGGCCAUGAAGGACAAGCUCAAGGACAAGAAGGUCAAGUGCCGUAUCUGCAAUGGCGAGCACUUUACAGCCAGAUGUCCCUACAAGGAUACCAUGGCGCCUGUUGGAGAAACGAGCGGCGCAGAUGCGCCCGCCGGUAUGGCAGAGGAUCUAUCUGCUGCCACUGGUGCUGCCGGGUCUGGGAAGAAGGGCUCAUACGUUCCGCCUGCUCUGCGUGGCGCUGGUGGAGGAGCCGGAGAACGCAUGGGUGGAUCAAAAUACGGCGAGAGGGACGACUUUGCGACACUGCGUGUCACCAACGUCUCAGAGAUGGCAGAGGAAUCAGAGCUGCGCGAUAUGUUCGAGCGUUUCGGUCGUGUCACCAGAGUCUUCCUUGCCAAGGACCGGGAAACUGGUAUGGCCAAGGGUUUCGCCUUCAUCAGCUUCGCAGACCACAGCGACGCUGUCACCGCAUGCAACAAGAUGGACGGAUUUGGUUUCAAGCAUCUCAUUCUCAGGGUCGAGUUUGCCAAGAAGGCUCAGUAAAACAACAAAAGCCCUUGUUUUCUCUUGUUGCGGGAUGGUUAGGAAGAUAUGGUAAUGCAUUUGCUAUGACUAUUUGCUGAAGUAGCUAAGAUUGUCUCCUUCUUGAACUUUUUGGAGUGUUUAAUGACUGCCAUACUGUCACCUAUUGCCGUAUAUACGGUUCCUUCAAUUGUGUCACCAACAUGUAGAUCACUUCCGCAAUGAAAGCUUCUGUGUAUAUACACAAAUACAGUAGGGUUGCUACGGAGAUCUGUAAACAAAAUUUUUGGUAUCUGUGGC